Molecule: messenger RNA, 729 nt
Organism: Acanthosepion pharaonis
Lineage: Eukaryota; Metazoa; Mollusca; Cephalopoda; Sepiida; Sepiidae
Source: the annotation of a GenBank genome assembly
AUGCUAUAUUACCCACGUAUCUAUCUAUCUAUCUAUCUAUCUAUCUAUCUAUCUAUCUAUCCUUUCUUUAUAACUGUUAAUUCCCUUUCACUUUGUUCUUAUAUCUACCUCUUUUCAUAUCUAUCUAUCUAUCUAUCCUUUUUAAAUAAGUCUACCUAUGUAUAUUCAUAUCUAUCUAUCUAUCUAUCUAUCUAUCUAUAUUUUCUUAUAUCUAUCUAUCUACAUAUAUUUUCUUAUAUCUAUCUAUCUACAUAUAUUUUCUUAUAUCUAUCUGCAUAUAUUUUCUUAUAUCUAACUACAUAUAUUUUCUUAUAUCUAACUACAUAUAUUUUCUUAUAUCUAACUACAUAUAUUUUCUUAUAUCUACAUAUAUUUUCUUAUAUCUAUCGAUCGAUCGAUCUAUCUACAUAUAUUUUUUUCUAUCUAUCUAUCGAUCGAUCUAUCUACAUAUAUUUUCUUCUAUCUAUCUAUCUAUCUAUCUAUUUUUCUGCUAUCUAUGUUUAUUCCUAUAUCACUCUAUAUAAGCCUAUCUAUCUAUCUAUCUAUCUAUCUAUCUAUCUAUGUCUGUUCCUAUCUCUAUAUAUUCCUAUCUAUUUAUGUCUAUUCAAAUCUCUAUAUAUUCCUAUCUAUUUCUAUUCCUAUUUAUCUAUCCAUCUCUCAUUUAUCUAUUUAUCUCUCGAUCAAAUUCAAAUAUAUGGCUGCGAACGCGGUUUGCUUAAAAAAAAGUGA